GCUUCAAGCAUGCUAUAUUUAAGUUGAUUCCCGUCAGUAUCGGACAUAGAAAUUGUUUACAAGACGAAGUAAUCAGAAGCUAUGGCUUUGAAAUCCGAUCUGAUAUGGGACAAAAUGAAUGAACGUCUUGCUCUUGUCGAUCGCGGUAAGCGAUCAUUCAAGAUUAUUUUGUUCGUUCAUCUGCUCAAGAACGAAGAGCUCGCAAAGAGUGUUGUUCUUGAUUUCGAUAAGUUGAAAAUUGCUGAAAUUGAAUUGGGAGCAAUGAGUAACGACGAAUAUCCAACUGAACGCAUUGACGGCAGUUUAACGAUUGAUGAUAACGACUUCUAUUCGGUGAUUACGAAGCAAACAACGUUUGCAGCUAUUAUCGAACAGGGCAGCGCAAAGAUCACAGGAGAGAAGGAGAUUUUCAUAAAAUUAGACGAGAAGUUUCGGACCCAGAAAUAAAAAAAAGCACAUCAAAAUUAAUCCAGCACAUAAUUAUAUCCAGUAAAACUUCCCAAAAUAAUCGAUAACGCAUUCAUUAUGAACUUUCGCUUUAGUCACUUUAGUUUAGUAAUUGAAACACACUAGUCGAAAAAAACUAGUGAUCCGAAGAACAUUUUCUUUAUCGAGGUCGACAACUCCUUUCUAAAGAUGGACAAACCGUUCAUGAGCUGUUCAAAAGAACUCGUUCACCAAAAAGAGUGAACAAAUGGUCGUUCUAUCUUACUGGGCAGCAGUUUAUAUGAACUGUGUAUACAGUUCUGAACAAACUGUGUACGAUGAUCAGUUUACAAGUGGAAGGAGAACCAACGAAUGAUGGAUGAACAGUGCAGCAAGGUGAUAACAAACGAUAGACAAAACAAAAGUUUUCGGUAUUGUUUUUUUUCAAAAUAAAACAAAAUAAAACAAAUAAUAGCUAGCAACAUUUGAGGAUACGUUGGUUUUCAAAUUGGAUUGUUGAAUUGUUUAUCAAAUGAAAUUUUAUCUUCCUAUUUCUAAGUUGAGGGUAAAAUGAUGAAUAUUUCAGUAAUUUGAGCGUAGCUUUUAUUUAAACAAAAAACAAUAAUUAUAUCAAUGAGUUAAUCAAAUAUAUAUAUUCGCCGCAGUUCAUUUUUUUCCGCCAAUUCACGACUGGUUUGGCGUCCGUUCUCCUUCAAAAGUGAUUCGAAACGUUCAUCGAAUUCAGAAGGAGCGUGUCAAACUCGUCAUUUUUGAACUUUGCAAAUUGUUACCGUGCUGUAGACCUUCUCCAUACACGUCGCAUACACGGACUGCUUCGGCAGCUUUUUGACCUCGAUGAAAAGCAAGGAAUAGCAGGUGUCGAAAAUGUUGAUAUCCUGGAGCCUUCUGGAUAUUAAACAACUCAAAAAUACAAUUAACAAUUGUAGAGCAGAAAGAGCUCUAUCGAAUGAAUGCUUACCCUUUGCCAAACAGCAAACAAAUCGUUGUAAAAUAAAAUAGAUGUAAAAACGCUACGAACUUAUUCCACAACCCAAUACUUUACCAGGAAAAGACCGUUGUAAGCAGAAAAAUUUAAAUUUAACUGUCCUACAUAACAUAGCACACUUAUUUUUCACACUUGCUUUGACAUUUCCUUUCGUUGUACGAAAGAGCGUGUGAACCGUUCGAAAGAACCAAAUAACUUGAGUGAAGAACCGUUCUUUAAAGUGAACCCACCUCUACUGCUCCACCAAAACAUAGGUAAUAGGUAACUUGGUAAAAAUAAGAACUGUCCGGAUAGUUCAACAACAUAACAAUUAUAAACUGAGUAGAAAACACGUAGUGUCUCGACAUGUCGCAUUAAAUGUAAAUUACUGUAUAUAUUUUCAUUGAUGUUAGCAUUAUCAUGAUAAACACGUAUCAUCAUGAUAAACGCAAAAAUUUAAUUGAUCAAAUUACGAAUGAAUAAUGUAUGUACGCUUAAAAUGCAACAUAAAAAUAUGUUUUCUGAAUAAA
Toxorhynchites rutilus septentrionalis is the source of this 1941-nucleotide messenger RNA. RefSeq lists its product as uncharacterized. The transcript is spliced from 4 exons. The coding region runs from base 82 to 447 and encodes 121 amino acids. The record is from RefSeq and is a predicted model, not a curated record. NCBI's taxonomy places the organism in Eukaryota, Metazoa, Arthropoda, Insecta, Diptera, Culicidae.